This is a messenger RNA of Eremomyces bilateralis CBS 781.70, 2529 nucleotides long. RefSeq lists its product as uncharacterized. Gene Ontology annotation, cellular component: chromatin. The transcript has 4 exons. Bases 1 to 2529 code for a protein of 842 amino acids. Gene Ontology annotation, biological process: DNA-templated transcription; regulation of transcription by RNA polymerase II. Lineage: Eukaryota; Fungi; Ascomycota; Dothideomycetes; Eremomycetales; Eremomycetaceae. The record is from RefSeq and is a predicted model, not a curated record. Gene Ontology annotation, molecular function: RNA polymerase II cis-regulatory region sequence-specific DNA binding; DNA-binding transcription factor activity, RNA polymerase II-specific; zinc ion binding.
AUGGCCGUUGCACCCGCCGCUCCCUCCACCGCGAGCGCGACCCCCGGCGGUCGCAAGCAACCCGGCGCUCCCGAGAAGAAAUACAAGUGUCAGUUCUGCAAUCGGGCAUUCAGCCGGAGCGAGCAUCGAAGUCGUCAUGAACGGUCGCAUACAAAAGAACGACCUUUCAAAUGCCUUAAAUGUCGCAGCACGUUCGUCCGUCGCGAUCUGCUCUUAAGACAUGACCGUACCGUCCAUGCGAAAGAUGGAGGGAUUCCCCUCACCAGCGAACAUAAGCGUCGAAAUAACCAGAAGACGAAUGCGGCCGCGGCCAACGCACCACCGGCAGCGAAGCCGCCGGCCGCAGCACUAGGCCUGGAUUCGGCGACGUUAGAGCAGAUUGAAGCCAGCAGUGAUGGCAUGGUAGACCUCGAAACCGCAGCAAUGCUGAUGACUGACUUUCAUCACAAAGCAAUGGCGAGCCAAGAACCCGAAGCGUUCGUUGACAGCAUGGGAAUGCAUGUGGGUGCCAUGCCCGACGCGGUCAUCUCGGCGAACGGCCCCACGCUCCUCGAGCCCACUGGACCGUACACGACGACGAAUGGAUCGGUUUCACUUCCGCAGAUGCCGUGGGAUUCGUUCCUCCCGCAGACCGUCCGCGAACCGAAAGCGCACUCCAUCUCGUCCAGCAUUUCCGGCUCGCAGGAAUCACAUCUCACAUUCAACAGCUCCUCGACCGUGCAGGCGAUGGCUUCACAGCUUCCACCCAUCAUGGAACGCACCAUGUCGAAUACCGAGCCGUCCGCACACAUGGCGCAAUCGCUGAACGAGUCCAUCCACAUGUCCUGCAUGGGAACUCCCGGUGCGCUAUCACCCCUCCCAUCCAUGAUGGGACCCGUGUCUCCGGUGGACUACCGAAGAUCUCCGGGCCCAGGACAGGUAUUGAUCGUCGCCAAGGCGCCGCAGGUGCAGAACGAAGAGCAAUGCGCGCGAAUCCUCGAGAACAUCAAGCGACACGACAGUGAAGUGGCGCUGCUGGACACCUUCCAGUUACCGACGAUGCCGGUCCUCAACCGGUAUCUGUCGACGUACUUCAACCUGUUCCAUCAUCACCUGCCCUUCCUGCAUCCUGCGUCGUUCGAUCCGGCGGAGACGGCAGCACCGUUGCUGUUGGCGGUCCUCUCCAUCGGGGCUCUCUACACUUUCGAACAAGAUCAGGCGUACAUGCUUCACAUUGGCUCGAAGGUGCUGGUCCAACAGUUCUUGCAAAACAAGGAAAACUUCAGCUCGAGGAGAUGUCCGUUGUGGACGAUGCAGAGUACAUUGUUAAAUAUGACCUUCGCUAGCUGGAGCGGGGAUCCCAAAGGCCUGGAAUGGGCAUGUUCCAUUAAGGGUCUUCUUGCCAAUAUGGUGGCCGGAAACCGGUUCGAACUCCAACUCCGCACCGAAGCCCGCAAAGGCACGCAACCCAGCCACGCCGACUGGAUCCUCGACGAAGGAUGCCGCCGCACCUACUACGCCGUCUACAUCUUCUUCGGCCUUCUCACCCUCACCUACAACCACACACCGGCGAUCGCCUUCAACGAAUUCGACACCCUCGAACUCCCCUCCUCUGAAUCCCUCUGGACCCUCGACCCGUCCUCCGCCGCCGCCUGGCGUGACGCCCUCGCCUCCUCCGCCAUCCUCACCUUCAAAACCGCGCACGACCACCUCUUCUCCGACUCGCCGAUCCGCUACUCCGCCUUCGCGACCCGCGUCAUGAUCAACGCCUUGUUCCUCGAAGUCUGGUACCACAAGCGCAGCCCGGAGGCCCUGCAGGACGUCGUCACCGAGUACAAGCUACGGCUCGCCCUCGAGACCUGGGAGAAGUCCCUGGAUCUGUGCGAGUCGGAGACCGUCGUCGUGCGGCUGUCCGCCCCGCAUAAAGGCCACCCCCUCAUCUUCAACGCCAUGGCGCUCUACCGCAACACCCGCGCGCGCCUCGCUGUCGACCUCAAAUCCAUCCAGGAAGUCCUCCGCUACCACGACCCUUACGAAGUCGCCAGCGCGAUGACCCAGGCGCGCGACCGCGUCUCCCGCUCGGAGGAGAUGAUCAAGGUGAUCCAGGAAUGCUACGAGUGCAUCGAGGUGGCAGCGCUGCAGGGGAUCCGCUGGGUGGCGCGGACGAGCGCGACGAACUGGAGCAUCGAGCAUCCGCUGUGCGGGAUGGAUCUGAUGGUGAUCCUGACGCUGUGGCUGUAUCGGCUGGAGCACGACGAGGAGCCGGCGACGGAAGAGGAGGUGGGGAUGUAUAACAAGCUGCGGACGCUGCUGGAUGAGGAGGCGGAGGGAGGGGAGACGAAGCUGAGUAGCACCGUGGCGAGGAUUUGGGGGGGCAUGAUCGAUGAGGUGGUGGUGUGGGGUAUCACGAAACUCAUGGGUGAAGCGUUCAAGCUUCACGCACAGGCGCUCGUCGGCUACGAAGACGCCGUCUCCCACCAUCACACCACCCCUACCCCCGCCAUCGCGCCGCCCAACGUGCGCGCCCUGGAAAUGCAGACGGCAUACUAA